Ambispora gerdemannii is the source of this 480-nucleotide messenger RNA. Lineage: Eukaryota; Fungi; Glomeromycota; Glomeromycetes; Archaeosporales; Ambisporaceae. The record is from the annotation of a GenBank genome assembly.
AUGAAGGGUGCUGUAGGUGUCAUGAAAAGUCUUGAAUUAUCUUUUCGAUUUAAGGAUAAGGAUAAAUUAGUAUCUGGUAAUGAUGAAGUUUUAAACGAUUUUGUAGUCUGCAAAGAACCUAAAGCUGAUCUUGUAUUAGGAAUAAUCCGAAAUCAAUUUAUAUUUCAUCCAAUGAUGGAGAGUGAUAUAUCUAAUUUCCACAAGUCUCCUUAUUCCAACUCGUGCCAAAAGAACAAGUGUAAGAAAGGUAAAGUAUCACUUCGUGAGUCUAUAUCGGACCUAUCUGCAAAAGAUAUUGAAAAUGCGAUUAAAUCAGUAAUAGAUCCUAAGAAUCAGAUUUAUGAUUCCCUAUCUUCUGAUAGCGAUUCAAGUAUUUUAUCCACACCUAGUUUGGGAAUAAAAGUUAAACGUUUGCAUAAGAAACGUCCCAUUCUAAAGCGUAAAGUAGAAGGUAAAGUCAAUUAUCGAGCUUCCUAUUAA